Molecule: messenger RNA, 2747 nt
Organism: Aspergillus sclerotioniger CBS 115572
Lineage: Eukaryota; Fungi; Ascomycota; Eurotiomycetes; Eurotiales; Aspergillaceae
Product: DNA cross-link repair protein PSO2
Exons: 2
Coding region: 201-2747 (848 amino acids)
Biological process (GO): double-strand break repair via nonhomologous end joining; interstrand cross-link repair; protection from non-homologous end joining at telomere
Molecular function (GO): 5'-3' DNA exonuclease activity; damaged DNA binding
Source: RefSeq, a predicted model, not a curated record
AAUUGAUUUCUCGUCAAUCAAUCAAUACUCGGCUCUCCGUUCACUUUCUACCCCAUCAUCCGACAUAAUAUAUAUAUCUCCCACCCUCGAUCGAAUAUGCUCUAGAUAAUCACCAAGAACCCAAUCCUACCCAACCUGAACCGAAUCAACCAUCCACACCCACACCCACCGCCACCCAAACUCCCCAAAAGAAACGAAACAUGCCCACACCAUUCCCCGCCAGAAAACCACCCUCCACACCUGCCAAAGCAAAGUCGAAACCGAAGAAAAACACAAGUCUUCUCAGUUUCUUUCAGAAAGCCGAUGGGCCGCCGAAAGCCACGUCCCGACAAUCGCGGAUUACGCAGUUUGCGACGAAGACGGAGGGGGUGAGGAGAGUGGAUACCGCUUUUGGGAAGGAUGGGUCUGGGGGGUUGUUUUUGGAUGAUAGGAAGAAGGGGGGGAGUGUGGUGAGUGGGGGGAGGGAGGAGAGGGAGAGGGAGAGGACGCCGGAGGAUAUUUGGGAGGAUGGUGGUGAUACAGUGGUUGGUAAGAGUGAUAAGGGUGGGGGGGAAGAGGGGCGAUUUCAAGAGAAUGGGGGGAGUGUGAAGAGGAGGAGGGUUGAGGAGGAUAGUAUUUCCCCGGUUGAAGAUGGGGAUAAGGAUGAGAAGAGCAGCGAGAGUGGUGGUGGCUCUGGCUCUGGGACGAAACAGGCCAAGACUAAGGCUAAGGCUCGAGUCAGUGGUCCGUUCAUUGACGAGUCUGAUAGUGAAAGUGAGGAUUUGGAGCAGUUCCGGGAGUAUGAUAACGGGAUUGCGCCGAUUGAAAAGAAGAAGACUUCUCUGGAUGAAGAGACGAUAGAGAACAGGUUGGAUGAAACGACAGACGAACAACGAAUUUCCGUCGACACACCACUGGUAAGAAAAGCCACGAGCCACGCCGAUGAUGAUUAUGCGAAUUUUGACGAUAUAGAAGAGGAUGCAUUCCGAGGGGAAGAAGAUUUCUUAGGUGCUUUUGACGACGAUGAGGAUCUCAAGGAUGGCCUGGGACUUGAACUGGAUGAUAAUGGGGAAGAAGGGGACUUUGGCUGCGAAGCGCCGGUGUGUCCGAUAUGCCAGGCUGUUCUGGCUGGCUUGACAGAGACGGACGCCUCGGUACAUGUGAACGACUGUCUCGAUGGAAAGCCUACGGUAUCGUCGAAAUCGGAGCCAGAGCCAGAGCCAGAGCCAGAGCCAGAGCCAGAACCAGACCCCGAGGUUUCGAAAGCACUUAGUCGUGCGGACAAGGCUGCUGUCGCGAGACCGGCGCAGCGUGAUCCAUAUGCCACCGGCGUGGCAGGGACAAGAUCAGCAUUUUCGAAGCUCAUGGCGGGUAAUGCGGAAGAUACAGCAUGGACGGCGGCGGCGGCCAACGAGGUCGCAUCUCGUGGCAAACAGGCCUACCAACGGACGUGUCCGUUCUACAAGAUUAUCCCCGGAUUCUCCCUCUGCGUGGACGCAUUCCGAUACGGGGCCGUGGAGGGCUGCAAUGCCUACUUCCUCAGUCACUUCCACAGCGACCACUACAUCGGGCUCACGGGCUCCUGGCGCCAUGGCCCGAUCUACUGCAGCCGAGCUACGGCUAAUCUCGUGUGUCAGCAACUCAAGGUAGACCGGAAAUGGCUCGUGGCACUCGAGUUCGAGGAGAAGACGGAUAUCCCUGGGACCGGGGGUGCGCAAGUGACCAUGAUUGAGGCAAAUCACUGCCCCGGGAGCGCCUUGUUCCUUUUCGAGAAGCCCAUUGGUUCUGGUCCGUCGCAAAAGAUAAAUCGUGUCCUCCACUGUGGUGACUUCCGCGCCUCGCCCCUUCAUGUGCAACAUGCUCUCCUUCGUCCCGAGGUUGCUGAUCCGACGACCGGUAAGCACCGCCAACAACGGAUCGAUGCUUGCUACCUCGACACAACGUAUCUGAGCCCCAAGUACGCAUUCCCCAGCCAGGAAGACGUCAUCCAAGCCUGUGCGGACCUCUGCGUAGAGCUCGAUGGAGAUCCAGAUGACAGCAACGGACGGGCGUUUGGGCGACCAGUCAACGGGAAAAGCGGAAUGCUGAGCAAGUUUGUCACCACUGUGACGGGAUCUCGGUCAUCCCAGGUGCCAGUCUCACGCCCUCCCGGGCGGUUACUGGUAGUGAUCGGAACGUAUAGCAUCGGCAAGGAGCGCAUAUGCCUGGGGAUCGCGCGGGCGCUGAAGAGCAAGAUCUAUGCAACACCAGCCAAGCAGCGAGUAUGCGCCUGUCUGGAGGAUGCGGAACUGUCAUCGCUGCUGACGGACAAUCCGCAGGAGGCGCAGGUGCACAUGCAGACGCUGUUUGAGAUCCGAGCGGAGACGCUGGCGGACUACUUGGACUCGAUGAAGCCGCAUUUCACGCGGGUGGUGGGAUUCCGACCGACGGGAUGGACGUACCGACCCCCUGCUGGACGCAUCCUCGACAACCCACCGGUGUCGGUGGUACUCAACUCGGCGCAUUGGAGGACACCCUUCUCAAGCCGGGAGCUGGUGCCGCAGCGCGGCAGCACGCGGGAGAGCGCGUGUUACGGGGUGCCGUACAGCGAGCACAGCUCGUUCCGCGAGCUGACGAUGUUCUGCUGCGCACUGCGGAUCGGACGGGUAAUUCCGACCGUGAAUGUAGGCAGUCGGAAGAGUCGGGAGCGCAUGAAGGCAUGGAUCGAUCGAUGGGAGGCGGAGAAGAGGAAGAGCGGGUUGUACCCAGUGGAGGGGACUCGGUGGUAA